CCUUACACAGAGGACAGAGUGAAGAGACAGCGGGCAAGGCAGCACUACCUCGUCAACUCGGGAAAAGGCUCCCAACCGCCGUUGCGCUGCGGGAACCAAGAGACAAGUGGUUGUGACUGCGCCGCGACCCUGACAGCCGCUGCUACCACUGUGGGAGGAUGGCGACACGGGUCACAGGCAGCCGUGAUUCGGGCCACACCUUCGGCCAGGAGGAAUACAGUCUGUACAGCAGCCUGAGUGAGGACGAGCUCAUUCAGAUGGCAGUAGAGCAAAGCCUCUCUGUCACUUCUUCCUCCUCCGCCCAGCCUCCCGGUUCGACAGUGCCGACUCACCCCAGGGCCCUAGCCCGAGCCCAAGCUCAGGGCAAUCAUCCAGCUGUCCGGGCUUUGGGACCCCAGCCAUGCCCCAAGAACAGGUCGCCGGUGACCGGCGCUGCUCCCUCAGCGAACCCUCCGAGGUCAGCCUUCUCCAGAAGAUACGACGGCAGACCGUUCCCCGUCUCCAAACCGGCAGCGGAGCCUGAUCCUGUUGCCAUAGCAAUUAGUAAAGGGGACGAAGAAGCUCUGAAGAGAAUGAUACAAGCAGGGAAGAACCUUUGCACGCCAAAUCCGGAUGGUUGGAUCCCUCUGCAUGAAGCCGUCUUUUACAACAAACCAGGAUGCGUGAAAUUGCUGCUGUCAGCUUAUCCCGGAACGGUGGAUUGUCGGACGCUGGGAGAGGAAACAGCUCUAUAUUUAGCAACAUCUCGAGGAUACGUGGAGUGCAUGAUUUGUUUACUGGAAGCUGGGGCAGAAUGUGAUAUCACCAAUAAGACCAAAGAAACAGCACUCUACAAAGCCUGUGAAAAUAAAAAUGUGGAGGUGGUGAAAUUGCUGGUUAAGUUCAAUGCUGAUGUGAAUCACCGCUGCAAUCGCGGAUGGACUGCUCUUCACGAGGCAGUUGUACGAAACGAUCUGGACAUUAUUGAAGCUCUUAUCACCGCCGGUGCCAAGAUUGAGUCAACAAAUGCCUAUGGAGUCAGUCCAUUGUUUGUUGCAGCUCAGAGUGGACAAUUGGAAGCCUUGCGUUUUCUUGUCAAACACGGUGCUGACGUCAACACCCAAGCCAAUGAUAAUGCCUCAGCAUUGUAUGAAGCCAGCAAAAAUGAGCAUACCGACAUUGUGGAAUUUCUCCUUUCGCAAAACGCUGAUGCAAACAAGGGGAACAAGGAUGGCUGGCUGCCCCUUCACAUCGCAGCUGCCAGAGGCAACAUGGACCUGAUUGAAAUGUUGCUCCCAGUCACGAGUAAGGUCCGGGUGAGACGCAGUGGAAUAAGCCCUCUUCAUCUCGCUGCUCAGCACAACCACGUGGAUGUUAUGGAGGAGCUGAUUGAAGCUGGCUACAAUAUAAAUGCCCUCUUGUCACCUGAAAGAUCACGACUUUUUGAAGACAAGCGCACUUCUGUGUUGUACUUUGCUGUUUACAACAACAAUGUGGAGGCUACGGAAAUCCUGCUGAAGGCUGGAGCAAAUCCUAAUGUGGAUCUGAUAAACCCACUGCUCAUUGCGAUCCGACACGGCUCCAUCAGAAUCAUCCAGCUGCUGAUGAGCUACGGAGCUAACAUCAAUGCCUAUAUUCCGACACACCCCACGUCCUUCCCAGCAACAAUCAUGUUUUGUAUGAAGUACCUCAGCUUGCUGAAGUUGAUUAUGGACUAUGGCGGCGACGCAGAAUCUUGCUUUAAUUGUGAAUAUGGCAAUUGCCAACAUCCAGAACAAGAGCAAAGAAGACCUGACACAGUAAUAGAACAAAAACAUCGAAAAGUUGUACAAUCCUUUAAAGUUCGCCCAAAACUGCAUGUAUGCCUUACAUGUUGCUCAGAGGAAGUGUCCCAAAGCCCGCAACCUCUCCUCCAGCUCUCCAAUGGCCUUCCUGAGAAAGGAGGUCCAGUUCACCUGGUUCAGAUACAUGUCUGUCCUUCUUUUUGUGAGAUCAUAUCCACAGACAGAAUCUACAGAUGGGCCGGACCAAUCAUUGACGUGCUCCUGGACUACGUUGGGAACGUGACUCUCUGCAGUAAGCUGAAGGAACAUCUGGAUAGCUACGAGGAGUGGGCAACCAUCAAAGCUAAAUCAGAGCCUCCAAGACCACUUGUUCAUCUUUGUAGAAUCAAAAUUCGGAAGCUAUUGGGACAUGAGAGAUUAAAACUUAUUGAACUGCUGCCGCUCCCUGGCCGGCUGAGAAAUUACCUGGAGUACAACUAUACGAAUGAGUUUGCAUAACAGAGCACAGCAAGGAACACCAUAAUUCACAAUAGAAGUAGAAGUAAGUUAAUUGACAUGAAAAAAGGAUUCAGUGUAGAGUAUAACAAUGGCACAAUUUUUUAUAUGUGACUGUACAACAGAACAAAAGGAAAUAAUACUUCAAGGGAUAUAAAGACUGAAGUUAAAGAUCCACCCUGUGGUCUAUGAUUGAUGAAGAGACUGAGCACGAAGAUGUACACAAGCCCAAUCAUUCUGCUGGGGUACAGGGCGCCGACGGUAACUCAACAGUGUCAUCUGUCCUGGGCCAGUCUUUCACAGUGUCCCCGGCUGAGGCUCAUCCCCCUCUCCCAGGGAUGAGGCCUCCAGAGCCUCUGUUGGUGUCUCUGUAGAUCUGGAUUUUUACGGGAUGGAGUUGCUAGCCCCAUGCUAAACCCUGCUCAUUUUGCAGCCGGACUUGGGACUGUCCACGGCAGCACCAAUAGGUGCUCACCCAUCAAUCCAGGAUCUUCGGAUCUAAAUGUUCCAAGUAGAGGAACCCAAACCCGGGUGUUUUGAAACGGAAGCAUUCUAAAGGUACAUUAAAUGCCAAGACGUGAAAGAAAAAGCAAAGUUAGGCUUCAUUAUUGUUGGGUCCUCUCACAAGUUCUAAUGGAAGGUUACCCCAGAAGAAUCAGCCUCACCUCCAACCCGGGUUGCCUGAUCUACUCUGCAUUUGCAUAAUUUUGUACUUUCAAAUCAGCUUUCCAAUAGGCCGCAGUAUUUUAAUCUGUAUAUAUGUAGAAAUGAAAAAAAGUACCAAGAUUUGUGUAGAAAUAUGGAAGCACAAGAGAUGGCAGAUGCGGGAAUGCAGAGCGACAAACAAUCUGCCAGGGGAACUCAGCAAGCUGAGCAGCACCUCUGUGUGGGAGAAAGGAAUUGUUGAUGUUUCAGGUUGUAACCUUGCAUCAGUACUAUGCAGGGUUUUGACGAUGAAUAUCAAGUUUAAAUUCAAGGUAAAGUUCACUGCCAUCUCUAAAUCAUCAUUAUUAUGUGCCGUGUUGUAUGACAUUCAUCAUUAUGUGCCAUGUCAUGUGAUGAGGUGAUCAUGGACUUGACCACGAUUGUUCUUGGCGAGUUCUUCUACAGAAGUGGUUUGUCAUUGCUUUCUUCUGGACAGUGUCUUUACAAGAUGGGUGACCUCAGCCUUUGACAAUACUCUUCAGAGUUUGUCUGCUUGGCGUCAGUGGUCGCAUAACCAGGGCUUGUGAUCUGCACCAGCUGCUCAUACGACCACUCACCACCUGCUCCCAUGGUUUCACAUGACCCCGAUCAGAGGCUAAGCAGGUGCUACACCUUGCCCCAGGGUGACCUGAAGGCUAGCGGAGGGAAGGAGCACCUUACACCUCCUUUGGUAGAGACGUAUCUCCACUCUGCCACCAAAUUGUCACCUGACUGUACGUGAGUACAACCAAACAAAACAAUGUUUCCCCUGACCAUUGUGCACCCACUAUACAUAUAUCACACACAGCACAUACGUAAAACAAAAUAUUACCACCAAUAAGUUAACAAAAUAUCAUUGAAAAUGCAUGUGAAGUAAAUAGUAAGCAGCUUGCUGACCUCGUGAUGAGACCUCGGUGGUGGCAGGGUAUUCAUUUGUCUCACAGCCUGAGGGAAGAAGCCAUUACCCAGUCUGGCAGUCCUGGUCCUGAUGCUCCUCUCCCUCCUCCCUGACUACAGUGGGUCAGAGAGAUUGUGGGAUGGGUGGUAGGGAUCCUUAGCUAAUUUUCAAACCCUUCCUCUACAACGCUCCCAAUAAAUGUCACAAAAAGUGGGGAGAAGGACCCUGGUGAUGGUUUUGGCAGUUUUCGGUAUUCUCUGUAGGAAUUAGCAAUGCCUUUCCCUUACAAAUGCUACUCGAGCUGCAAGAGUUCCUCCAGCAGAUUGUUCUUCAUGCCGAAACACUCUGUGGCAUCAAUGUAUAAGAAAAGAUUUGGUGAGCUUUCUUUGUGAAAGAAUAGUGGUUAAUGAAUUCUCCUGCGAUUCAGGAUCAUUUUGUGGGAAUUGGCUUGAGUUUAGACCUUGUCCUGAAAACAUAUCAUGAAAAUCUUAAAAAAAUAUUAGUGCGAGUUUGACACAACACUUAAUUUUUAUGCUUUAUAAUAAGCACAAACUUAAGACGUGUUCUUUAAUUACUUUUGGUGUUUUAAGAAGUACAUUUUGGUAAAUGGAACACCACAACAUGUGGUGUGUUAUUUUUCUACAUUGUUAGUAAACAGUUCAUAGAAAAACCUUGAACCCUUUUCCCCUGAGCUCUCUCAGUGUUAAAUGCACCAUUGUGGGAUUGACCAAGGCAGAAGAAACAUGCAAAAUUCCCAUCUAGUCUUUGUUGAGUUGCCUGAUCUUAUCCAAGUUAAUAGUUUGCGUAACGAAGCAAGAAUGGGCCGCUCAGCUCCCCUGUUCAAAGUUCAAAGUUCAAAUUGAGUUGAUUAUCGAAGUGAAUAUAUGUCACCAUACACUACCCUGAGAUUCAUUGUCUUGUCGGUAUUCACAGUAGCUGCAAAAAGAAUCAAUGAAACACUGUGCACAACAAAGAUGGACAAACAACCGGUGUGCAAAAGACAACAAACAGUGCAAAUACGAAAAGAAAGAAGUAAAAAUAAACAAACAAACAAACAAAUAAAUGAGUAAUGCAAACACGAGGAAUUCUGCAGAUGCUGGAAAUUCAAGAAACACACAUCAAAGUUGCUGGUGGCCUCCUCUACUGUAAAGAUGAAGCCACACUCAGGUUGGAGGAACAACACUUUAUAUUCCGUCUGGGUAGCCUCCAACCUGAUGGCAUGAACAUUGACUUCUCUAACUUCCGCUAAUGCCGCACCACCCCCUCGUACCCCAUCCGUUAUUUAUUUAUAUACACACAUUCUUUCUCUCUCUUUUUUCUCCCUCUGUCCCUCUGACUAUACCCCUUGCCCAUCCUCUGGGUUCCCCCCCCCCACUUUUCCUUCUCCCUGGGCCUCCUGUCCCAUGAUCCUCUCAUAUCCCUUUUGCCUAUCACCUGUCCAGCUCUUGGCUCCAUCCCUCCCCCUCCUGUCUUCUCCUAUCAUUUUGGAUCUCCCCCUCCCCCUCCAACUUUCAAAUCUCUUACUAGCUCUUCUUUCAGUUAGUCCUGACGAAGGGUCUCGGCCUGAAACGUUGACUGUACCUCUUCCUAGAGAUGCUGCCUGGCCUGCUGCGUUCACCAGCAACUUUGAUGUGUGUUGCUUAAACAAAUAAAUAAGCAAUAGCUAUUGAGAACAUGACUUAAAGAGCCCUUGAAAGUGAGUUCAUAAGUUGUAAGAACGGUUCAGUGAUGGGGUUAGUGAAGCUGAGUGGUUCAACAGCCCAAUGGUUGAGGGGUAAUAACGAUCCUGAGCCUGGUGGUGUGGGUCCUGAGGUUUCUGUGCUCUCCUCCUGAUGGCAGUGGUGAGAAGGAGCGUGUCCUGGGUGGUGGUGGGGGUUUGUGAGGAGGAAUGCUGCUCUCCUGUGACUGCGCUAUGUGUAGAUGUGCUCAGUGGUGGGGAGGAUUUUACCCGUGAUGGCCUGUGCCUUAUCCACUACUUUUUGUAGGAUUUUCUAUUUAAGGGAUUGGUGUUUCCAUACCAGGCUGGGACGUAACCACUCAGUACACUCCGCACCACACGCCUGUAGGGGUUCGGCAUUGAAUUGUGAGAGAUCAAAUAGCCAUACUGCUUUUGAACUGUAAGUUCAUGCUCAUGUUCAUAACUCUUUAUACUCUCAUCCAACAAAAACAAUUUGAUCCGUAUCUUCAAAGCUUCCUUUUACUCACAGAUUCAGCCUUUGAGGUAGGAAGUUUAAGAUUUAGCUAACCUUUGUGUGUGAUGAAAAGUAUUUCUUAAUUUCGCUGUUAAAUCUAAUGUCAUAGCCAUGCCCCAUUGUUCUGGGUGACUUCACUGGCGUCAUUGUUUCUCUGAAUCUAAUCUCCACUAAUCAAAUAUCAGCAUCAUGCAAGGUCAGCGUCAUGUUUCGUGGUCAACUAUCGACCACUAAUCAAACAGCGGCAUCAUGCAAGGUCAAGGUCAUGUCUUGUGGUCAACUGUCGACCCAGCGUUCAGUGUAAAGAGCAACAGCUGAGGGAGGAUUUAAUGAUAGAAGUGCUGGAGAGAUGUUUACAUGAAGAUAGUGGUAAACAGUUACGACUGCAGAAGGCAGGAGAAAACUGGGUAAAGUGUGCCUAUUGGAAAGAGAAGAGUUCCUGUUUAUCUGCACUCUUUAUACAUAGAACAUACAGUAGAAUAUAGAACAUCAAACAGUAGAGCACAGGACCAGAUCCUUUGGUCACAGUAUUGUGCUAAACCAAAUUAACGAGCUAUUUGAUAAACUGCUCCCUUAUUUAUCUUUUAUUUAUUUAUAAAUACACCAUGGACCUGGUCUUUCUGGCCCUUUGAGCCACACUGCCGAGCAACUUCCUAACUUAACACUAGCCUAAGUGCGAGACAAUUUACAAUUUACAAUAUUUUAUAUUUUGUGUUAUUCAUUCAUUUUUUUGUCAUUUGCACAACUUGUUCUAUUUUGCGUGUUGGGUGUUUGAUGAUUUCUUUGAACAAGUUCCACGGUGUUUUUUUGUUUCGUGGCUGUCUGUGGGAAGACAAAUCUCAGAGUUGCAUACUGCAGGUGUACUUUCAUAAUAAGUGUACUUUGAACUUUGAAAUUUUAGAACAAUUAACCGACUAUCUGGUAUUUCUUUGGACUGUGGGAGGAAACCAGAGCACCCAGAGAAAACCCACGCAUUCCACAGGAAGGACUCUUACAGAUAACUUUGGAAUUGAACUCUGAACUCCAUUGCCCCAAGCUGUAAUAGUGUUGCGCUAACCGCUACACUACUGUGGCGUCCAAUUAUGCCUAAUGUAGGUCUUCUGUCUACGCAAUGUCCACAUCUUCCAUUUUCCUCACAUUCAUAGUCAUAGUCAUAGUCAUACUUUAUUGAUCCCGGGGGAAAUUGGUUUUCGUUACAGUUGCUCCAUAACUGUAAUUCAUGUGUUUAUUUAAACAUCCCUGAAAAGUGCCUGGUGUAUCUGCCUCUACCUCCAGCCCAGGCAGUUCAUUCCAGGCACCCACCACUCUCUGUGUGAAAAAAAAUUUGCCCCUCACACCUCCUUUAAAAUUACUCCCUCUCACCUUAAACGCAUGUCCUCUGGUAUUAGACAAUCCAACAUUGAGAGAAAGGUAUUGUCUGUGUACUCGGUCUAUACCUCUCAUAAUGUGGUAAACCUGGCCAUCAUCAUUAUGCACAGUGUCGUGUGACGUGGGUGAUCAGGGACUUUCCAUGGCCAUGAUUAUUCUUGGCAAAUUUUUCUACAGAAGUUGUUUGCCAUUUCCUUCUCUGGGCAGUGCCUUUACAAGACAGGUGACACAAGCUAUUAUCAAUACUCUUCAGAGAUUGUCUACCCUGUGUCAGUGGCCGCAUAACCAGGACUUGUGAUGUGCACCAGCUGCUCACACGACCAUCCACCACCUGCUCCCAUGGCUUCACGUGAUCCGGAUCAGGCGUCUCACCAGGCACCACACCUUGCCCAAGGGUGACUUGCAGGCUAACAGAGGGAAGGAGUGUCUUCCUCCUCCUUUGGUAGAGAUAUAUCUUCACCCCACCACACAUAAACCUCUAUCAGAUCUCCCCAAAUACACCUGGUGUAUUUUAACGACAAUUGCAGUAAUUCAUGGAUCAGGGAGUCUGUAGGAUCAAUGAUUCUAUUUCACAGUGAAUAGGAGGAAAGCUAAAGAGUUGAAUACAGCACCAGCCUUCUAGCCACCAGAGCUGAUACAAUAUACCUACAGGUCAUGGGUUAAGGGUGAAAGGUGAAGUGCUUAAGGGGAACAGGAGGGGAGUCUUCUCCAUUCUGAACAUCUGCCUGCACAAGUGGUGUAUGCAAACUCAAUUUCAACAUUUCAGAGAAGUUUGGAUAAGUAUAUGGACGGGAGGGUUAUGGAGAGCUAUGGUCAUGAUGUAGGUCAAUGGGAGUAGGCAGUUUAAAUGGUUUGGCACGGACUAGAUGGGCUGAAAGGCCAGUUUCUGUGCUGUACUUAUCUAUAACUCUAAUACAGUAAUUCCAGUCCAAGUUUAACUUUAUUGUCAUCUGACUGUACAUAUAUAGAACCAAACAAAACAACGUUCCUCCAGACCAGGGUGCACCACACAAUAUAUAUCUCACACAGCACAUAAAACAAAAUAUUACCACAAGUAAGUUAAUAAAAUAUAUUUCAAAAUGCAUGUAGUGUGCACAGCACAGGUAAACAGUAAACUGUGCAGUAAACAGGUCGCCCUCCUAGUAACAAGACCUCGGUGGUGGCAAGGUAUUCAUUAAUCUCACAGCCUGAGGGAAGAACAAUUCUCAAAUUUUGUAAUAAGACAACUAUAAGUAAUUGAUUUGAUGCAUAUAAUUUUCAUGUAACUUUAGUAUCUUUCUGCCUUUUUCUGGAAAUAUUAUCCUGCUUUUAUUGGGAGAAGCUGCUGUGGUUUCUGUUUUAUUUCUGCCCAUUUGGUAGACUUGGUUUUCUAAGUAAAUUGCUGUGGUUUGCUGUGUUAAUUUGCAGGUUGAGUCUGUGGUGAAGAAGGCAAAUGCAAGAGAACUAGAAUAUAAAAGCAAAGAUGUAAUGUUGGAACUUUAUGAAGUACUGGUGAGGCCUCGCAGAGUACUGUGAGCAGGUUUGGGCCUCUUAUCUCAGAAAGGAUGUGCUGAAACUGGAGAGGAUUCAAAAGAGAUUCAAGAAUAUGAUGCCAGGAUUGAACGUCUUGUCAUAUGAAGAGCGUCUGAUUGCUCUGGGCCUGUAUUCACUAGAAUUCAGAAGAAUGAGGGAUGACCUCAUUAAAACCUAUCAAAUGUUGAAAGGCAUCGAAAGAGUGGAUUUGAGAGGAUGUUUUCUAUGGUGGGGGAGUCUAAAUCCAGAGGAGACAGCCCCAGAAUAGAGGGGUGUCCUUUUAGAAUGGAAAUGAGGAGGAAUUUCUUUAGCCAGAGAGUGGUGAAUCUGUGGAAUUCUUUGCCACAGGAAUCUGUGGAAUUCUUUGCCACAGGCAGCUGUGGAGGCCAAGUCUUUAUGUAUAUUUAAGGAAGAGGUUGAUAGAUUCUUGAUUGGUCAGGGCAUGAAGGAAUACAGGGAGAAGGCAGGAAAUUGGGGACUAGAAGAAAAUUGGAUCAGCCAUGAUGAAAUGGCAGAACAGAGACAAUGGACCAAAUGGCCUAAUUUUGCUCCUAUAUCUUAUGGUCUUAUGGUCUCAUGGUUUAUACAUUGUCUAUACAUACUGGUUAACAAUUUGGUCUGAUACCAGUUGGUAUCUUUGACAAUUUUACACUCAGACUUAUCCAGAACCACAUUGAUAAGGCAGUGUAUAACAUGUGUCACAAGGAAACCAUCAACCUCUGUAUUAUUUGGCUGUACAAAACACUGGGAUCCAGUGAUGAUAGGUAAUAUUUUCAAACAGUGUUCGGAACUGCAGGUAAAUUGCAGGGUUACAGAACAUUGUUAUAGUUUAAUGCACUGGAAUGUUUCUGUGCUUUUUUUUCUACUCGAAAUUUAACAGGAACAUUGUAAUUCUGACAGUGGUUAAAAUAAAAAGU
Molecule: messenger RNA, 9829 nt
Organism: Mobula hypostoma (lesser devil ray)
Lineage: Eukaryota; Metazoa; Chordata; Chondrichthyes; Myliobatiformes; Myliobatidae
Gene: asb2a.1
Product: ankyrin repeat and SOCS box containing 2a, tandem duplicate 1
Exons: 11
Coding region: 159-2261 (700 amino acids)
Biological process (GO): intracellular signal transduction
Molecular function (GO): protein binding
Source: RefSeq, a predicted model, not a curated record